Molecule: messenger RNA, 1526 nt
Organism: Spirodela intermedia
Lineage: Eukaryota; Viridiplantae; Streptophyta; Magnoliopsida; Alismatales; Araceae
Source: the annotation of a GenBank genome assembly
AUGACCGGCCGAACCCAGUGGUGCACACGGUGUGGGGCGUCCUCGCCCCUCCGGCGAUGCGCUGCCUUCCACGGCGCCCUUGCGCCGGCGUGCGGCGCCGCCGCCCCCCUCUGGGCACAGGCGCUGCUGCCGCUGCCGCCGCCGCCGUCGAGCCCCACGUCGCCGCACGGCAAGAAGAGGGCUCUCCUGGUGGGGAUAAGCUAUAAGCGGAGCUGGAAGCGGCUGGAGGGCUCCGUCAACGAUGUCAACUGCAUGAAGUUCCUCCUUCAGCGCAGGUUCGGCUUCCCAGAGCCGUCCAUCCUCGUUCUCACCGGUAACAACAACAAGCGAAAGACGAACACUUUCAAUUCAAUACUUGUCAGCUUUCCCAUGGCCGGAGUUUCUGCUCUCUGAUCCGUUGGCUUGGGGAGGAUAGAUGCAGACGGGGAGGGCAACCCGAGGAGGACGCCGACGAGGGAGAAUAUCCUGGAGGCAAUGCGGUGGCUGGUUUCCGGCUGCCGGCGGGGGGACUCCCUGGUGUUCCACUUCUCCGGCCACGGCUCACAGCUUGCGGACAAGGACGGCGACGAGCUGGACGGCUACGACGAGACGCUGUGCCCCGUUGACUACCAGAAGAGCGGGGCGAUCGUCGACGACAUGGUCAACGCCAUUCUCGUGAGGCCCCUCCCUCAGGGUGUCACCCUCCACGCCGUCGUCGACGCCUGCCACAGCGGCUCCGCUCUCGACCUUCCCUUCGUCUGCAACAUGAACAGGUGAUCUCAUACUACAGCCAUCAACAUGAGGAAGUGCUGCAGAACUCUCGUUUCCAGUUAUGUCAGCACAAGAUCCUAGUAAUGGAAUUCAGGGACUUAAGGCCCUGGUUGUUCAUGGCAGCAAGGGGGAUUACCAGUGGGAGAGCUACAGCCGUCUGCCCAAGGGGACGAGCGGCGGACUGGCCGUCUGUUUCAGCUCCUGCGGAGAUGACCAGACAUCUUCCGAAACAAAUGUGAGGGAGCUCCCUCCUCCUCCUCCGUUCGCCAUCAUCUUGGAGGAAAGCCUCUGACCUACUGGUGGAGUCAAUUCUCGCGCAGGCCUUCUCCGGCAAUGCCACGACCGGUGCCAUGACCUACUGCUUCAUCAAAGCCGUGGAGAGAGGAUCCGCAAGAACAUACGGCUCCUUGCUGUUGAACAUCAGAAAAUCCAUCCGCAAAUCAGAGGCAGGCGCCGCCGCUAGCAUCAUUCCCUUUAUGGGCAAAUUUCUUCGGUCCCGAUCCCAUCAGGUGACUGAUCUUCUUCUUCUUCUUCUUCCUCGCUGUCUCUCUCCCUCUGGUUCAUGAUCCUCGGUAACAUCUAGCCGUUGUGGAGCUACCCUCUUCAGAGAAUCUGAAAUUCUAGCAGCCGGAUGAAAUCCUCUGCAGCCGGAUCCUCGGAUGACUUGAGAUCGAGAAGCGUUGACCUUUUUUUCGCAUUUUUGCGGCGGCAUGCAGGUGCCGCAGCUCUCCUCUUCUGAGAGAUUCGACGUGAACCAGAAGCUGCUGACUUUGUGA